GUGAUGAAGCUUACUUUAUUAAUCAUGCCAGGAAACACCAACCACAGAGAGAGUUUAAUGGGGAACAUGUCAGAUGUGAAUGACAUCUGCUCUGAAUAUGUUCAUCUUCAGCUCAGACUUCGUUUCAGUGAGGGGAGAGCGGGGACGGUUGCAACGAAGGCCAGUUGCAAUAUGGCUUAUUUCUCCAAGCAGGAAAAAGCUACAGUGACGAUAUUCAUACUGCACAUGCUUUAUUGGCCCCCUCAUCCUUCCUGGAAGAAAUCAGCCACAUGUGACCAUUCCUUCUACUAAAAAUCAUUUUCAUGAACUGAUGGCGGGUUCCUCUGGCAUCACUUCUAGAUCAACACAUCAACAGCACUGAUGAUGUGAGGCGUCAUUCGUGUCUGAACGAGUCUCCCGAGUGUGUGUGUGUGUCUGACAGAAGCAAACACAUUUCUCUCUUCAUUAACUGGCUUGAGUUUGAUCCUGGCAGGGUUUCCUCAGCAUGGCAUCGGAAUCUGUUUACCCACAAUGCCAUGUGUCGUUUACAGUAGGGCUACGCAUAUUUACAGCACAAACUGUGGCCAAUAAAUAUAAUAAGCCGGAUGGAAGCGCUCCUCAUAAGGUCUGCUGUUUGUCUGAUGAGACGCGCACUGAUUUACCUGCUGAUUCCCGACAGAACCGCAUCUGAAUGAAUCCUGAGAGAUGAACGAGCAAACACAGCUUGAAACACGAGGAUCAAUUACAGGCACGAGGAGAGGAGAGAGAGGAGAGGAGAGGAGAGGCGGGAGAAAGAAUAAAGCGGUUCCUCUAGGAAACUCCUCCUAACGUAAGAGAGAGCGAAGGAACGAGAGAAGGAGUCGCCGAAGGUGCUCGAGGACGCAGCGGUGAGUUUCAGCAGAUUCCUCCUGUUUGUGCAGCAGAGCUUCAGUCAGACAGCAGUUUGGCUGCGAGAGUCACCGGGAGACCCAGGCGAGGUGUCGUGAUGUUGGCCGUGUUUUUGCUGCUGCUGCUGCCCCCUGCGGCGUCCGUCCCCUCCCCCUCCAGGCCGACGCCCAGGUACUGCCGCAGGUGCUGCGAUCACUUAGACCCGCCCCUGAGCCCCGCCUCCCAGUCUGCCGCCAAUCACACGCCUGAGAUCCGCACCAUCAUUAACAUGACCAUCCUGAAAGGGGAAAAAGGAGAGCGCGGGGACAGAGGGACGCCCGGUAAAGCCGGAGUGGACGGACCCUCCGGACUCAGAGGAGUGACGGGGCCCAAAGGCAGCAAAGGAGACACGGGGGCCCCCGGAGACCCCUGCAAAAUCCAGCAGUCGUCCUUCUCGGUGGGCCGACGCAAAGCUCUGCACAGCGCCGAUUACUACCAGGCCCUGAUCUUCGACACGGUCUUCGUGAACCUGGGCGAACACUUCAACAUGUUCAAGGGCAAGUUCUACUGCUUCGUCCCGGGAGUCUAUUUCUUCAACGUCAACAUUCACACCUGGAACUUCAAGGAGACGUACCUGCACCUGAUGCACAACGAGCGGCAGCAGGUGAUCCUGUACGCGCAGCCCAGCGACCGCUCCAUCAUGCAGAGCCAGAGCGUCAUGCUGCCGCUGGAGCUCAACGACGAGGUGUGGGUCCGGCUCUACAAGCGCGAGCGGGACAACGCCAUCUACAGCGACGACGUGGACGUCUACAUCACCUUCAACGGACACCUGGUGGCUCCUAAAGUCUAGGAGGAGGGACUGCAGUAUUUGCACAGUGUGUGUGUGUGUGUGUGUGUGAAUCUUUAGCUUUUCAAUUGAACACUCUGCUGUUGCCAUUCACCUCAUUUUAAAGAAAAACCUUGAAAGGCAUAAAGACUUUUACAGUGUUUGAUUUGAGCUGCUGAGCAGCCUGCCAAUUAACAGUAAGCAGGACUUUUAACUCUCAUUCCCAUAGACGUGUUCAGCGAGCACAGCCGCUCUCAGAUGAGCUUUACUUCCAGACGAACGGCACUCAGUUUCAGAGUGAAUCAAGUAAAUCCAGCAGGAUGUCAUUCAUUCUCCUCCCUCAUUCCCGGUGAUCAGUGAACAUGACUUUGACCACUUCUGCGCAUUAGGAAACUGAUGACUGCAUGUGGCACGACUGACAUAAUACACACUGGAGUUUACACUGCGUCAGAGAACACUGGGAAUCCAGACGCUGCGGCACACGACACUGACCAAACAAUAGAAAAGAAACAUUGCGGGAACUUAGUUUUUUAAUGUUUCUAAAACGCUGAAACGUCCAGUUCUCUUGUCAUGAUUAAAACAUUAUUUAAAGGUUCUACUAGCUUUAUUCUCAUUAAGAUUAUAACAUUAUUUAAAUGUUUAUUUUUUUUCAUAUUUUAACAAUGUUACAAUCUCUAGAUUUCUUAUUACAAUUAGAACAUUAUUUAAAGGUUAUAAAAACAUUAGAAUGCUAUUUAAAGUUUUUUCAACAUUUUGCUGACUUUUGCCCAAAAUAUAACAUUAUUUGAAUGUUCAAUUUUAAUAUUCUAAGAACAUUAAAAUGUCCAGUUUUCUUGUUCUUUCAAUUAUGUUGUUUCAAGAACAUUUUCUUAACAAUAUGAUAACGUAUAAAUCAAAUGUUAAUAAAAUCAUGUUACAUAAACAUUUUUAAAAACUUCAGUUAAAGCUGUGAGAACAUUUCCUGUUAGCUGGGAAUAAGUUAACCAACAUAUUCCCAUUUGAUUUGGAAAUGAUCCAACUUGAUCGAACUAAACUCAAAACUCAUCUUACACACUGAUGUCAAACUGUCAGUGUAAACUCCAGGUUGUAAUAUCACCAGAGCGAUGUUACAAUGCUGUCAUGUGUUUUGUUCAUGUUUCUCCACUGUAGUUGGUCAGAAGUGCGGCAGCAUAAUGAAAUAUGUGAUAAAUCACGAGACACAUGAUGAGCGUUCCAGCACGCUGAGGAACGGGGCUGUCAAGCAUAAAAAAAUUAAAGCAUAAAAUAACAUUAUUAAAAACAAGUUUACAGUAAGUCAGUCAUGGGACAGACCACCGAUCGAUCCUUUUCGUUUAAACCACUGCCAUUUAACACUGGUUUCCGUUGUGUAGCUGUUCUGAGAUCAGUGUUGUGAUUAUCGGUGUGAAUCUGAUCUGAGUUCAGAAACACUUCAACAAUAUCCAGCUUUACUGGCUUCCCUGUGAAAGACGGACGCUUCUGCCUGAGAUUCAGUUUCAGGGAAAUAAAGUCCUUCGUUGGACUGAUGAAACUCAUAAAACUGGGAGGUUUUUGUAUUUUUUCAUAUUCAUUAGGUGCCUAAUAUGACCUUGUCAAGGUUUCUCUGAGGUUCUUCCAUGAACUGGUGCUGCAGCUCCACGAGCAGGUGCUAUAGACGUGUGCACUUUCUGCAGGGGAAAUUUCUGUGUUCUGACUUGUUUUUUCUCAUUUUGAACCAUGUAUGUUUAUAUUGUUUCUAUUAAAUUCAGCAACAAAAUA
This is a messenger RNA of Labeo rohita (rohu), 3427 nucleotides long. RefSeq names its product C1q and TNF related 6b (gene c1qtnf6b). NCBI's taxonomy places the organism in Eukaryota, Metazoa, Chordata, Actinopteri, Cypriniformes, Cyprinidae. The transcript is spliced from 5 exons. Gene Ontology annotation, molecular function: protein binding. The record is from RefSeq and is a predicted model, not a curated record. The coding region runs from base 965 to 1696 and encodes 243 amino acids.